Molecule: messenger RNA, 853 nt
Organism: Parastagonospora nodorum SN15
Lineage: Eukaryota; Fungi; Ascomycota; Dothideomycetes; Pleosporales; Phaeosphaeriaceae
Exons: 3
Coding region: 1-636 (211 amino acids)
Source: RefSeq, a predicted model, not a curated record
AUGAAGUGGCUCCUCGCUCUCGCUCCUCUUGCCGCGGCGCUCCCAGGCCUCCCCACCGUCGAGCUCGGUGAAGCUCCUCCGGCCGGCUCGACACUGCAGGUCACCAUCAAGGGCGUCAGCUAUGGAGGAACUGGAUGUCCCCAGGGCACCAUGAGCUCCCAGAUCUCUUCGGACCGCACCAUUGUCACCCUCAUCUUUGACUCUUACAUCGCUUCCACCGGCCCUGGCAUCUCUGUCACGGAGCAGCGCAAGAACUGCCAGCUCAACGUUGACCUUCAGUACCCCGGAGGCUUCCAGUACUCCAUCUUGUCCGCCGACUACCGCGGUUACGCCGCCAUCCAGAAGGGCAUCACGGGCACUCUCAAGUCGACCUACUACUUCUCUGGCCAGACUGCUCAGACGUCCACCGAGUACAACUUCGUAGGCCCCGUCAACGGCGACUACCUCAAGCACGACGAGGCCGACUCGACCUCCAUCAUCUGGUCGCCCUGCGGCGCCGCCGGCAUGCUCAACAUCAACUCGCAGGUGCGCCUGACCAGCACCAACUCGUCGGCGACCGGUCUGCUCACCACCGACUCGACCGAUCUCAAGUUCAGCCAAGUCGUGUACGUCCAGUGGCAGAAGUGCACCAAAUAGAAUGCUGAGACGUGAGAUUCAAGGGCGGCACGCAAUCGCACAAGCGCGCUGGCUAUCACGAAGUGGAAGGCAUUCGAUGUGGAGGAUUUGAACUGGAGGCAAUGCUGAGCACGGCUGAUAUGUAGCGUGGACUUGUUUUUUUGAGGGUUGAUAGCUUUCUUCGCUUGGCUCUGUUGAUUACUCCAAUUGGGAUGGACGCAUCUCCGACGCCCCCUUG